Molecule: messenger RNA, 525 nt
Organism: Prionailurus viverrinus (fishing cat)
Lineage: Eukaryota; Metazoa; Chordata; Mammalia; Carnivora; Felidae
Gene: TMEM275
Product: transmembrane protein 275
Exons: 1
Coding region: 1-525 (174 amino acids)
Source: RefSeq, a predicted model, not a curated record
AUGCCGCCCCCAGAGAAGAGCCGAGGCGCCCCGGCCCAGGCGCUCGCGGGCCGCGCUCGGGGUCGGCUGCCCGGGCUGCCGUCGCCGGCGCUGUUCUGCGCCUGCGGCCUGUGCGUGCUGCUGGCGGGCGUGAACGUGACGCUGGUGGGCGCCUUCGCCUCCUUCCCACCCCGGAGCAACGCGCCGCUCGUCGUGGGCCCGGCGCUGCUGGCGCUGGCGCUCGUCUGCUUCGCGGCCUGCUGCGCGUGUAGCCGCCGGGGCCCCGCGCCCCGCGCGCGCUCGGCGGCGGCCUCGGGCCCGGGCCGGGGCGGCGGCGGCGGGCCGGUGGCGCUGGAGAUGGAGAGCAGCGAGCGCACGGCGCAGGACACCACGGCCGUGCAGCUCAGCCCUGCCGCCUCGGCCGCGUCUUCGAGCCGCUCCAGCCCCGGCCCCUUCGCCCUGGACGCCUCCGCGCCCGCGGCGGCCUAUGCGCCGCGCACCGAAGGGGUCCAGCUCAACCUGCCCCGGGAGCGCGUCGCCCCCUAG